Messenger RNA from Gopherus evgoodei (Goodes thornscrub tortoise), 1515 nucleotides. RefSeq names its product olfactory receptor 13G1-like. Bases 1 to 1515 code for a protein of 504 amino acids. The transcript is spliced from 3 exons. Lineage: Eukaryota; Metazoa; Chordata; Testudines; Testudinidae. Gene Ontology annotation, cellular component: membrane. Gene Ontology annotation, molecular function: olfactory receptor activity; G protein-coupled receptor activity. Gene Ontology annotation, biological process: G protein-coupled receptor signaling pathway. The record is from RefSeq and is a predicted model, not a curated record.
AUGGAACAUAGUAACCACACCAGAGUGACUGAGUUCAUCAUGAAGGGGCUCUUUGACCAUCUUCACCACCAGGGGCUGUUCUUUGGCCUGUUCCUGUGCAUUUAUAUAGCUGUCGUCAUGGGCAAUUCCCUGAUCAUUGUGUCUAUUGUCAUCCACCCACCUCUCCACACUCCCAUGUACUUCUUCAUUGCCAAUUUAGCCCUGGCUGAUAUUUUGUGCACUUCCUCGGUUGUACCUAAAGUGCUGGAAAACCUGAUGCAGGAGAAGAAAAUCAUCUCCUUUGGAGGCUGCAUCACCCAGCUCUUUGUCUUUACAUCAUCACUGACGACAGAUGUUCUGCUGCUCACUGUCAUGUCAUAUGACCGGUAUGUAGCCAUUUGCCACACUUUGCAUUAUGUAAAACUCAUGAACAAGGAAAUUUGUAUUUGUUUAGCAGUUGGUGUCUGGGCUGUUGGUACCAUCAAUUCACUUGUCAACAUGUUGCUUCUGCUUGACCUGCAUUUUUGUGGGCCCAACCUAAUCCAGCAUUUCUUCUGUGAGUUCCCAGCAAUACUGGUGCUGUCCUGCAGCUCCACCUAUGUCAACAAAAUUAUGAUAUUCAUGGCCAUGGGGAACUUCCUUCUGACUAUCGUGUCCUAUAGCUUCAUUGUCAUCACCAUCCUGAAAAUUCAGAGCUCCAAAGGGAAGCAGAGAGCCUUCUCCACCUGCUCCUCCCACCUGCUUGUGGUCACCUUGUACUACUCCACCAUAAUCUACACCUACAACCAGACGACCUCCAGUUACUCAUCAGAUAAAAACAAGAUGGUGGCCAUAAUGUACUCCCUAGUCACUCCCACCCUGAACCCUGUGAUCUACAGUCUGCACAACAAGGAGGUCAAAGUGGCCAUGAAGAGAAUCUUUUCAUUCACCACAAAAAUUUCUGAUGCAAUACCUCACCAAAAAUUUGUAUCUAUUUGUAUCCAUUUAGCAGUUAAUGUCUGGGCUGUGGGCACCAUCAAUUCAUUUGCAAACAUAUUCCUUGUGCUACACCUGGAUUUUUGCAGGCCCAACCUAAUCCAGUAUUUCUUCUGUGACUUUCCAACAAUACUGGCGCUGUCAUGCAGCUCAACCUACGUCAAUGAAAUCAUGAUGUUCAUGGCUGACAUCUUCCUGGCCAUGGGGAACUUCCUUCUGACUACCAUGUCCUAUUGCUUCAUUAUCAUCAGCAUCCUGAAAAUCCAGAGCUCCAAAGGGAAGCAGAGAGCCUUCUCCACCUGCUCCUCCCACCUGCUUGUGGUCACCUUGUACUACUCCACCAUAAUCUACACCUACAUCCAGACGAACUCCAGUAACUCAUUGGAUAAAAACAAGAAGGUGGCCAUAAUGUACACCCUAGUCACUCCCACCCUGAACCCUGUCAUCUACAGUCUGCACAACAAGGAGGUCAAAGUGGCCAUUAAGAGAAUCCUUCCAUUCACCACAAAAAGUAAUUUUUCCAAGUGUGAACCUGAUUAUCACCUGCCCUGUUUCUUUUAA